AUGCGCUUCUCCAUCGACGGCUCAGAUGAGAAGGCCAAUGAGUACGAUGUCGCCAGUGGACCGGGUAACACCCAGGCGCAUUACGAUCCCGACUUAGCUCAUCCUGCUGCGGCAUACAUUGAUAACCAAGCCGCUACUCUGCCUGCUGGUGUUUCAGAGAGGAAGCUCCUCACCAAGAUCGAUCUCCGCGUCAUCCCUGUGCUUUCGGUUCUCUAUCUUCUCGCUUUCCUCGACCGCACCAAUGUCGCCAACGCCGCCAUUUUCGGUCUUCAGAAGGAUCUCGGUCUAUCGGCCACACAGUAUUCAACGGCCUUGACAGUCUUCUUCCCACCAUAUAUUGUUUUCGAAGUGCCCAGUAACAUAUUACUCAAGCGCUUCAAACCUCAUGUCUGGCUCUCAGGGUGUAUGUUUAUGUUUGGGCUGGUGACCGUUUGUCAGGGGCUGGUACAGGGAUAUGGAGGCCUGCUCACCACUAGAUUUUUCUUGGGACUUUUCGAAGCUGGAAUGUUUCCAGGAUCUUUCUAUUUGAUCGGCAUGUGGUAUAAACGCCACGAAGCUCAGAAGAGAUACACCUUUUUCUUUGCCAGCACCACCCUCGCUGGCGCAUUCGGAGGCCUGUUGGCAUCGGCAAUAGGCAAGAUGAAUGGCAUGAGAGGCUACCUGGGCUGGAGAUGGGUCUUCAUCCUCGAAGGUGUUCUGACAUGCGUGGUAGCAUUCGGCUGCUUCUUCCUCAUUCCAGACUUCCCAGAAGACGCCAAAUGGUUAACCGAACAGGAGCGAAUGUACGUCAAGGCACGACUCCAAGCUGACCAAGGAAAAUCGGCCAUUGAACGACGCAUCACCUUCAAGGACGUUGUGAAUUGCUUCAAGGACUACAAGUUCAUCCUGGGCUGGCUGAUGUAUUUUGGCCUCAUUGUACCAGCAUACGGCUAUGCAUAUUUCGCGCCGACGAUUAUCAAGACCUACGGCUACAGCCCAAUCCAAACACAACUUCACUCGGUCCCACCUUGGGCUGCCGCUUUCGGCUUCAGUAUGCUGGUUGCAGUCUUUUCGGAUCGCCUUCGCCAUCGCUUUCUAUUUGCGCUUUUCCCAAUCUGCAUCUCCAUAGCAGGUUUCGCCAUCCUGAUGAACGUCCAUCAUGAUACCCAUACAGAAUACGCCGCACUCUUCUUGAUCACUUCGGGGACGUACUCGGCCAUGCCUAUCAUCGUGUGCUGGUUCACUAUGAACUUGGGUGGCCAUCAUCGGAGGAGUGUUGGCUCUGCUUGGCAAAUUGGUGCUGGGAAUAUCGGCGGCAUCAUCGCAAGUUAUAGCUUUGCAGCCAAGGACGCCAAAACCUUCUUCCACAAGGGCUACAGCAUUUGUAUCUCGUUCAUCUGCCUGAGCGCUGUCAGCUGCAUAUUGUACUUUAUCGCCUGCUUCUCACAGAAUAAAAGCCGCGCAAAGACCCACGACGUCGGAUUGACCGAAUAUGAAAAGACGGAGUUGGGCGACAUGUCUCCAGACUAUCGAUACAUGCUUUGA
Messenger RNA from Exophiala spinifera, 1524 nucleotides. RefSeq lists its product as uncharacterized. The record is from RefSeq and is a predicted model, not a curated record. Gene Ontology annotation, molecular function: transmembrane transporter activity. The coding region runs from base 1 to 1524 and encodes 507 amino acids. The transcript is spliced from 5 exons. NCBI's taxonomy places the organism in Eukaryota, Fungi, Ascomycota, Eurotiomycetes, Chaetothyriales, Herpotrichiellaceae. Gene Ontology annotation, cellular component: plasma membrane. Gene Ontology annotation, biological process: transmembrane transport.